AUGUUAGGUCUAGGGAGACCUCGAUUGAAGACCCGGCCAUCCUUACUCACUCUGAUUAGCAGAGGUGAGCUUGAGCGUGCGCCAUCACCUCCACCGCCCGAGCUCCCACCGCUUCCAGACUCACCCACUCUAACCAACUCGACCACAUCCACCUCCCCAGUCUCCUCCUCAGUCCCAACAAAGACCUCCACGAUGGCUUCGGCAGAGCAAAAGGAGCAUGGCGCAAUCUUCUCGGUCUCCGGACCUGUCGUUGUGGCCGAACAUAUGAUCGGUUGUGCCAUGUACGAGUUGUGUCACGUUGGUCACGAUUUGCUGGUCGGUGAAGUUAUUCGAAUUGAUGGAGAUAAAGCUACAAUUCAGGUUUACGAGGAAACUGCUGGUUUGACAGUUGGUGACCCUGUUACCCGAACGGGCAAGCCCCUCUCUGUUGAGCUCGGUCCCGGUUUGAUGGAAACAAUUUACGAUGGAAUUCAACGACCCCUCAAAGCCAUCUCCGAUAAGUCGGGGAGCAUUUACAUUCCCCGUGGUAUCGCCGUCAAUGCGCUGGACCGUGAGAAGAAGUGGGAGUACAAGCCCACUAGCUUCAAGGUCGGCGACCACAUCACCGGUGGUGACGUCUGGGGUACCGUCUUUGAGAACAGUCUGGUGAACGACCACAAGAUCCUCCUCCCCCCACGUGCUCGGGGUACCAUUACCCGCAUAGCUGCCGCCGGUAGCUACACCGUCGAGGAGAAGUUGCUGGAGGUCGAGUUCGAAGGAAAGAAGACCGAGUUCGGCAUGAUGCAGACCUGGCCUGUUCGUGUGCCCCGUCCCGUUAGCGACAAGCUCUCCGCCGAUGCGCCGUUCAUUGUCGGUCAGCGUGUGCUGGACGCUCUCUUCCCCAGUGUCCAGGGUGGUACCGUCUGUAUUCCUGGUGCUUUCGGAUGUGGAAAGACUGUCAUUUCUCAGUCUGUCUCCAAGUUCUCGAACAGUGAUAUCAUUGUUUAUGUUGGUUGCGGUGAGCGUGGUAACGAGAUGGCUGAAGUUCUGAUGGAUUUCCCCGAGCUCUCUAUUACCAUCGACGGUCGUAAGGAGCCUAUCAUGAAGCGUACUUGCCUGAUUGCCAACACCUCCAACAUGCCUGUGGCUGCUCGUGAGGCCUCCAUUUACACCGGUAUCACCAUUGCCGAAUACUUCCGUGACCAGGGCAAGAAUGUGGCUAUGAUGGCUGAUUCCAGUUCUCGUUGGGCCGAGGCUUUGCGUGAGAUUUCUGGUCGUCUGGGUGAGAUGCCCGCUGACCAGGGUUUCCCUGCUUACCUGGGUGCUAAGCUCGCCUCCUUCUACGAGCGUGCUGGUAAGACCAGCUCCCUCGGUAGCCCCGAGCGUGUAGGCAGUGUCAGCAUUGUCGGUGCUGUCUCACCGCCCGGUGGUGAUUUCUCUGAUCCCGUUACCAGCAGUACCCUGGGUAUUGUCCAGGUUUUCUGGGGUCUUGAUAAGAAGCUUGCUCAACGUAAGCAUUUCCCUUCGGUCAACACUUCUAUCUCCUACAGCAAGUACAACACUGUUCUGGAUAAGUUCUACGAGAAGAACAACCCCGACUUCCCUCGCCUGCGUGAUCAGAUCCGUGAGUUGCUGUCCAAGUCUGAGGAUCUUGACCAGGUUGUGCAGUUGGUCGGUAAGGCAGCUCUGGGUGACGGAGACAAGAUUACUUUGGACGUCGCUGCUAUGCUGAAGGAAGACUUCCUCCAGCAGAACGGUUACAGUGACUACGAUCAGUUCUGCCCUCUGUGGAAGACUGAGUACAUGAUGAAGGCCUUCAUGGGUUACCAUGAUGAGGCUCAAAAGGCUGUUGCCCAAGGCCAGCAGUGGAGCAAGGUCCGUGAGGCCACCAGCGAUAUCCAGAACUCUCUCCGGAACAUGAAGUUCGAGGUUCCCACCGAUGAGGAGGAGGUCUCUGGCAAGUAUGAGAAGAUCUUGCAGUCCAUGUCUGAUCGAUUUGCCUCUGUCUCUGAUGAGUAG
Messenger RNA from Penicillium malachiteum, 1998 nucleotides. RefSeq names its product H(+)-transporting V1 sector ATPase subunit A. Gene Ontology annotation, biological process: proton transmembrane transport; ATP metabolic process. Bases 1 to 1998 code for a protein of 665 amino acids. Lineage: Eukaryota; Fungi; Ascomycota; Eurotiomycetes; Eurotiales; Aspergillaceae. The record is from RefSeq and is a predicted model, not a curated record. Gene Ontology annotation, molecular function: ATP binding; proton-transporting ATPase activity, rotational mechanism; ATP hydrolysis activity. The transcript is spliced from 4 exons. Gene Ontology annotation, cellular component: fungal-type vacuole membrane; proton-transporting V-type ATPase, V1 domain.